AUGACCUCUGUUCGCUGGGCUUUCCGCUGUGGAUCUUGGACCCCGAGCAGGUCGGACUGGCUCUUUGCUGCUCGAUGCAUUCAGCAAGAAGAGAAGGACCGAAUCGGACAGUUUGUUUUCGCCAAGGAUGCUAAAUCAGCUAUGGCUGGCCGCUUGCUGCUCAGGAGGUUCGUUUGCGAGAGAAUGGGGAUCCCGUGGUCUGAGAUCAGACUGAAGCGAUCUCCCCGAGGAAAACCAUACCUGGAUGCACCACUGAAGGUCAGUCCAGAUUCGGACAAGUCCUGGAAUUUCAACAUAUCUCACCAAGGAGACUAUGCAGUGCUGGCUGCAGAGCAGGGGAUGCAGGUCGGGGUGGAUGUGAUGAAGACCACAAUGCCAGGUAGCAGUUCUGUGCCAGAGUUUUUCCGCAUCAUGACUCGUCAGUUUACAGAGUACGAGUCGAGCACCAUCCAAUCGGUCGGCUCGGAGCACCAGCAGCUCGUCGCGUUCUACCGCCACUGGGCUCUGAAGGAGAGCUUCAUUAAGGCCAUCGGCACCGGUCUGGGCUUCAACCUGCAGAGGGUGGAGUUUCACCUUUCUCCUGAAGUGCUGAUGCAGGGCAAGGUGCUGCGCCAGACUCGGAUGCAUCUUGAUGAGGAAGAGGAAGAAGACUGGGUAUUUGAAGAGAGCCUGUUGGACGCUGACCAUCAUGUUGCAGUAGCACUUGGACAAGCAGACAAACCAGACGCUGAUCCUCUUCAUUUAUCUCUUCCUCCUCCCACCACAUUUGCGCUGUUGUCGUUCAGUGAACUCAUCGCCUCGGCCUCCCCUCUGACCGAAGAAGAUCCUGCCUAUUGGGAGAGCUUCCAAAUUAAGGCCGAGUCUACGCAGAGACAGAGGGAUACACACACGUUUCCAUGA
This is a messenger RNA of Menidia menidia (Atlantic silverside), 900 nucleotides long. The record is from the annotation of a GenBank genome assembly. Lineage: Eukaryota; Metazoa; Chordata; Actinopteri; Atheriniformes; Atherinopsidae.